Molecule: messenger RNA, 1474 nt
Organism: Amorphotheca resinae ATCC 22711
Lineage: Eukaryota; Fungi; Ascomycota; Leotiomycetes; Helotiales; Amorphothecaceae
Exons: 3
Coding region: 257-1381 (374 amino acids)
Molecular function (GO): protein binding
Source: RefSeq, a predicted model, not a curated record
UACAGAGAAGGCUCCUCACACCCCGAUAUCCCAGAAGAGGCCGCUCUCUAUACACGUUCCCCGGUCGGUUCUGCUCUUGAUUGCAUGUCGAUUGAUGUCGUAGAAUUCAAUUGCUUUCGAUGAACCCGGCCGACGACAGCGACAGCGACGCCGCGCCUUCGCUAGAAUCUGCUGCCCCGCCAAAGCACUUCUGUAAGCAUCCUCUUGGGAUGUUUCGCGACUUCAACAACAAGAUAUACAUCCUCAGACCUCCAUCAUGCCGUCAGAGAAAGAAAGCACAUCUUCGCAUAUCUCCAUCAGCGACGAUGCCGAGGCACACGACAAUUCCAAGAGCGGGGAGACGCCCCGAAGCAGCCGUGGCUGGGACGGCAAACUGCGCGUCGAGAAGAAGCUUGAGCUUGCCAACCCAGAAGCACUCUCCGACCCCGAGUAUUCAGACGAGGAGCAGGUUCUCCCCGGCGAGGAGAUUGAUGCUGAUGAAGACCUCUUGGACGAUUACCCCUCCGAUACAGAGGAGAUCGACUGCGUGCAUUCCCGCGUCUCCUCGAUCCCCUCUCUCCGGCUCGACCGAUUCAAAGCUGUGACCCGGCUCUGCCUCCGCCAGAACACCAUUACCGAGAUUGAAGGGCUAUCGUGCGUGGCCGCCACGCUGCAGGACCUCGACCUGUACGACAACCUGAUCGCGCACAUCCGGGGUCUGGAGAGUCUGACGCAGCUGACGAACCUCGACCUGUCCUUCAACAAGAUCAAGCACAUCAAGAAGAUCGACCACCUGGUGCACCUGACGGACCUCUACUUCGUGCAGAACAAGAUCCAGACGAUCGAGAACCUCGACGGGCUCACGCGCCUGCGCAACCUCGAGCUGGCCGCCAACCGCAUCCGCGAGAUCCAGAACCUCGAGCAUCUGACGGCCCUGGAGGAGCUGUGGCUCGGCAAGAACAAGAUCACGCAUCUCAAGGGCUUGGAUACCCUGCAGAACCUCAAGAUCUUGAGCAUCCAGUCGAACCGCAUCCGUACCAUCUCGGGCCUCGACAACCUCCCGAACCUCGAGGAGUUAUACAUCUCGCACAAUGCGCUUACGUCUUUGAAGGGCCUGGAGAACGUGCAUAGUCUGCGGGUCCUCGAUAUUAGUAACAAUCAGGUCGAGAGCGUGCAGGGCGUGAAGCAUAUGCAGAAUUUGGAAGAGUUAUGGGCCAGCUAUAAUCAGAUAGCCGAUUGGCAUGAGGUUGAGGGAGAGUUGCGACCCCUGACCAAGUUGAAUACUGUAUAUUUUGAGGGCAAUCCGUUGCAGCUGAAGGCUCCGGGUUCGUAUCGCAACAAGGUGCGGUUGAUGCUACCGCAGCUUCUGCAGAUUGAUGCUACCUUUGUGAGGGUUUCAUAGGAUGGCGAUAAUAUGAUGAUACAUGGCAACGGAGUUUUAUGGUUGGGACAUCAGGAUCAAGCUUCCAAGAUGGCUUUUAUAGAUCAGGCGCAU